Varanus komodoensis (Komodo dragon) is the source of this 1640-nucleotide messenger RNA. RefSeq names its product tubulin beta-2 chain. Gene Ontology annotation, molecular function: GTP binding; GTPase activity; structural constituent of cytoskeleton. Bases 86 to 1423 code for a protein of 445 amino acids. Gene Ontology annotation, cellular component: cytoplasm; microtubule. Gene Ontology annotation, biological process: mitotic cell cycle; microtubule cytoskeleton organization. The transcript is spliced from 4 exons. The record is from RefSeq and is a predicted model, not a curated record. NCBI's taxonomy places the organism in Eukaryota, Metazoa, Chordata, Lepidosauria, Squamata, Varanidae.
AGUUGCCGGUGGCAGGAGCAGCCGGGGCCAGGUCGGAGGGAGAAGGGCCAGAGAGGGGGUGCCUGCGCGGAGCCGAGCCGCAGCCAUGCGUGAGAUCGUGCACAUCCAAGCCGGCCAAUGCGGGAACCAAAUCGGAGCUAAGUUCUGGGAGGUCAUCAGCGACGAGCACGGCAUCGACCCCACCGGCAGCUACCACGGAGACAGCGAUCUGCAGCUGGAGAGGAUCAACGUCUACUACAAUGAAGCAACUGGUAACAAGUACGUUCCUCGUGCCAUCCUUGUUGACCUGGAACCUGGCACAAUGGACUCAGUCAGGUCUGGACCUUUUGGCCAGAUCUUUCGUCCGGACAACUUUGUCUUUGGCCAGAGUGGUGCUGGAAACAACUGGGCCAAGGGCCACUACACAGAGGGGGCAGAGCUGGUGGAUUCUGUGCUAGAUGUGGUAAGGAAGGAGUCAGAGAGCUGCGACUGCUUGCAGGGCUUCCAGCUGACCCACUCACUGGGCGGAGGCACCGGUUCAGGGAUGGGCACGCUCCUCAUCAGCAAGAUCAGGGAGGAGUAUCCUGACAGGAUCAUGAACACGUUCAGCGUCAUGCCCUCUCCUAAGGUCUCGGACACAGUGGUGGAGCCAUACAAUGCCACCCUCUCCGUCCACCAACUGGUGGAGAACACGGAUGAAACCUACUGUAUUGACAAUGAGGCUCUGUACGACAUCUGCUUCCGCACUCUGAAACUCACAACGCCCACCUACGGGGACCUCAACCACUUGGUCUCUGCCACCAUGAGCGGAGUGACCACCUGUCUCCGGUUCCCGGGGCAGCUGAACGCCGACCUUCGCAAGCUGGCGGUCAACAUGGUGCCUUUCCCCCGCCUGCACUUCUUCAUGCCCGGCUUUGCUCCGCUGACCAGCCGCGGCAGCCAGCAGUACCGCGCCCUGACGGUGCCGGAGCUGACCCAGCAGAUGUUCGAUUCGAAAAACAUGAUGGCGGCCUGCGAUCCACGCCACGGGCGCUACCUGACGGUGGCGGCCAUCUUCCGGGGCAGGAUGUCCAUGAAGGAGGUGGACGAGCAGAUGCUGAAUGUGCAGAACAAGAACAGCAGCUACUUUGUCGAGUGGAUCCCCAACAACGUCAAGACGGCCGUGUGCGACAUUCCCCCGCGAGGCCUCAAAAUGUCUGCCACCUUCAUUGGCAACAGCACCGCCAUCCAGGAGCUCUUCAAGCGCAUCUCCGAGCAGUUCACGGCCAUGUUCCGGCGCAAGGCCUUCUUGCACUGGUACACCGGCGAGGGCAUGGACGAGAUGGAGUUCACGGAGGCCGAGAGCAACAUGAACGACCUGGUGUCCGAAUACCAGCAGUACCAAGAUGCCACGGCUGAUGAGCAGGGGGAGUUCGAGGAGGAAGGCGAGGAGGACGAGGCGUAGGGCUUAGGGAGCGGUUAGCACAGUGAGGCAAGUCCUGGGGUGAGGUCUGUUUGGCCGUCCUGAUGCAUGCUUUUUCAGUUAAACUUGGUGCUUUUUACUGUUGCCUCUGUCAGCAGUUUUGUUACUUCACUCUUUAUGUAACAGUAGUUGCAAAAGACUUCUUUAGAAGUCUUCUGUUAAAUGUCUGAUCUCAAACAUAAAAGGCAUUUGUGAUUCA